Molecule: messenger RNA, 1074 nt
Organism: Peronospora matthiolae
Lineage: Eukaryota; Oomycota; Peronosporomycetes; Peronosporales; Peronosporaceae
Source: the annotation of a GenBank genome assembly
AUGCGAGCAGUGGGAACGCGAGCCGCAGCGAGAGCAAUGGGCUGCAGCCAGCGCCAUGGCGUCGUCUCGAACGUACCGCUACGAAGCGUUUCUUUCUCCUCUUCUAUGUCUCUGCACCGUGGCUCGAUGCAGGCGCUUGUACCGACCGCUAGGAGCUUUGCAUCGACACCAUCCCGUUCGCCCGUGGGAGACGAACCUAAGCAUAAGUUCGCAUGGGCCGUAACAGCUAUGGCGCCGCCGUCUCCUGGUCGUGGGUUCAUUGGGCGGUCCACUAAUGUGGACGUGACGACAUCGGAGAACCCUAUCAAGCGCUGGCACUGGCUCUGGAAGAUGCUGGGGUUCCUGAACGAGGACGACCGUCUGUUUCGACACUCGACGGCUGUGUUCCAGAGCUGCAUGAACCGCACAGCGAGACCAGAGUACUAUCAAGCACUGGGACUGUCGCGCUCGUUUCGAUCGCAGCAGGCGCUGCUCAUGGUGCACGUGUGGCUCGUCCACCGUCGCUUGGCGGUGGAAGGAGAGCAGGGCAAAGUCAUGCAGGAGCUCAUGUUUGACCGCUUGUGGGAGGAAACUGUCGUGCGGAUUCGGUACUAUGGCAUCUCGGAACUUGCGGUGAACAAGCACUUGGCGGAGGUGCAGCAAGUGUGCUUUAACGCCUGCAUUGCGUACGACAAGGGCUUGAAGAACGGGCCGAGUGUGCUGCAGUCUGCUGUUGCCCAGCAUCUACUGGAGAAUGAGACAGUAGAGGGGUUGCGGACUGCCAGCAUUAUGGCAACGUACAUGAAGCAGGAGCUCAAGAACCUGGAGAAGGUGGAUGCCAAGUACAUUAUGGAAGGCACCAUCCCAUGGAGCUCGCUACCAGCGACUCCUGCGACUGCGGUUGACAAGCCCGAUCCUGACGACGACAACGACAACGACAUGGUGCUCAUUGGACAGCGUUUUGGCAAUUGGCGGUCAGCAUUGGACAACCGCGGGAAACUCUACUACUGGAAUCUCACGACGCGGUACUCGGUCUGGGAUCGCCCCACGGGCGACAAACUACACGAGGGAAGUGACGAGCACAAGUCGUCGUAA